This is a messenger RNA of Lactuca saligna, 312 nucleotides long. Lineage: Eukaryota; Viridiplantae; Streptophyta; Magnoliopsida; Asterales; Asteraceae. The record is from the annotation of a GenBank genome assembly.
AUGGUGGAAUUACAAAGACGAUUGGAAGCUGCAGGGGGUGGUGAGGUGUGGCAAUCUGAAGGGGCAAAGUUGAACAGACGAAUGGGAAAUUCAAAUAGGUCCUUAGGGGACAUGUUUGGUAACACUUCACCUGACUACUUUCCAUUUGAGUUUAGGGCUCUAGAAGUUGCUUUUGAGGCUGCUUGUAGAUUUCUGUUGGCGGUGAUAGAGCUAGUAACAACAGUGGAGCUUCACGAGCACUUCUCAGGUCCUCUCACAGAGGAGGAUGCUAUUGUAGAUAUAUUGGGACAACAUUAUCAAUUCGUAUCUUAA